GUUUCUAUCUAGGUUUUCAAUUGUAAAAGAAAAAUGGCGUUUGCUUCUUCUUCUUCUUCGAGCAAGCAGCAAAUUGUUCUAUGUGGUCCGAAUCAUGUCAAAGUAUAUAAAAACACCACCACCGCCGACAACAGUACAGAAGCAGCAACUAGCGAUGAGCAGAUGGAAGUUGAUAGACCUGAUUUUAUGUUAAAAGAAGAAGAACGACCACCGUAUGUUAUUGUUGUCCAUGGACCUCCCAAGGUUGGGAAGGAGAAGCACCUGUUCAUUAGGUCACUAGUAGAUCAUUACACCGAGGAUCGUGAUUUACUGAACUUGCGAGGGCCCAUUACCAUCAUAACAGGGAAGAGAAGGCGAAUACAGUUUGUGGAGUGUCCCAAUAAUGUUAAUGGUAUGCGUGAUGCUGCAAAGUAUGCUGACGCUGUAAUAUUCCUCAUAAAUGCAUAUGUUGGGUUUGAAAUGGAGACAUUUGAGUUUGUUAACGUCUUACGAGUUCAUGGCAUGCCCAAGGUUAUGGGGGUGCUGACAUCUAUUGAUAAAUGCGACCUAUUUGAAACCAAAGAACACCUCAUGAAUCAUUUCAGCAUUGAAAUAUGUGAAGGAGCAACAGUAUUCUGUUUAUCUGGGCUCGAUCAUGGGAUGUAUCCGGAGCAUGAAAUCCGCCAGCUGGCAAGCUUCAUAUCGGCUAUGGAUUUCCAUCCUUUGUCAUGGCAAGCUGCACAACCAUAUGUGUUAGCAGAACACUUUGAAGAUGUAACUCGAGUGCACACGGAUAACAGAUGCAAUAGAGACAUUGUUUUGCAUGGUUAUCUCCGAGGUUGUGAUAUCAAGAAAGGAGCUAAGGUGCACAUUGCUGGUGUUGGUAAUUUCCAUCUAUUUAGUGUAACAAGCUUAGCCGAUCCUUGCCCUUUUCCGGCUGGUUCCAAAAAGAAGAGAUCUCGGGAAGAAAAAAAGCUUGAUGAAGGCGAGAGUUUCAGACCAGGGACUUAUCUAAGGUUGGAGGUCCGAGACAUUCCUUUCGAGAUUGUUGAAAAUUAUGUUCCUUAUCAUCCUAUUCUCGUUGAAGGUAUCAGUCCUGUGGAAGAGAAGAUUGGAUAUAUGCAGAAAGAUACAGCUGCUGUUGAUCUUACCAUGAAACUAGAAGAACCUCCAUAUGUUAUUGUUGUCCAUGGACCUCCCAAGGUUGGAAAGUCCCGGUUGAUUAGAUCACUAGUGAAGCGUUACACCAAGAAAAAUGUUAAUAAAUUAUACAUGCAAGGCCCAGUUACUAUCAUAUCAGGGAAGCAAAGACGGAUACAGUUUGUGGAGUGUCCGAAUAACAUUAAUGGUAUGCUUGAUGCUGCAAAAUAUGCUGACGCUGUCAUGUUGCUCAUUGAUGCAGAUACUGGUUUUCAAAUGGAAACAUUCGAGUUUGUGAAUAUUUUACGAGUUCAUGGCAUGCCGAAGGUCAUGGGGGUGCUGAUAUCUGAUGGUAUGUGCGCAGAUCUUGAAAAACUAUUAAGAACCAAAGAAUGCCUUAUGAAUCAUUUCUGUACUGAAAUAUAUGAAGGAGCAAGACUAUUCUGCUUAUCUGGACUUGGAACUGGGAUGUAUCCUAAGCAUGAAAUUCUGGAUCUUGCAAGCUUCAUAUCGAUUAUGGAAUUUCAUCCUUUGUCAUGGCGAGCUGCACAACCUUAUGUGUUGGUAGACCGUUUUGAAGAUGUUACUCCGUCAGGCAGGUUACUCAUCGAUUACAGAUGCACUAGGGACAUUGUUUUGUAUGGUUAUCUCCGAGGUUGUGAUAUCAAGGAAGGAGCUAAGGUGCACAUUGCUGGUGUUGGUGAUUUCCCUCUAUUUGGCAUAACAAGCUUUGUUGAUCCUUGCCCUUUAAAGUCCGCCCUCAAAAGGAAGAAAUCUCUGAAAGGAAAGGAGCAGGAUGGGUGUUCGAGUUUCAGACCAGGGACUUAUCUAAGAUUGGAGGUCCGAGACAUUCCUUUCGAGAUGGUUGGAGAUAUUAAUCCUGGUCAUCCGAUUCUCGUUGGAGGUAUCAGUCCCAGAGAAGAAAAUAUUGGAUAUAUGCAGGCAACACUUAAGCGACAUACUUGGCACAGGAAAUUGUUGAAGACAAGAGACCCUAUUAUAGUUUCCAUUGGUUGGAGGCGGUACCAGACGAGCCCUGUAUAUGCCAUGGAUUACAGUGGUGACCGGCUUCGAAUGCUCAAUUACACCCCCGUUGACAUGCAGUGCCUUGCAAUGUUUUGGGGCCCCCUUGCAUCACCCAACACUGGAGUUGUUGUUGUACAGGAUCUACCAGACAAAAGGGCAGCGUUUCGCAUUUUAGCAACUGGCGUUGUUGUUGAUUUUAACCAUGCUGCGAAGAUAUUAAAGAAAUGUAAGCGGUCUAGAAUACCUUGGAAGAUCUCUGGCAAGACUGCUCUUAUUAAGAACUUGUUUAAAUCAGAUGAUGAAAUUGAUAGGUUCAAAGAUGCAAAACUUUGGACAGAGAGCGGAAUUCAGGGGAAGGUUGAAAAGGCUGCAGAAAAAGUACGGAGAAGAAAGGAUGGUGUACUUAGAGUAGGGAUUGUGGAGUGCAAGUUUAAGCGCAGAAUUUGCAUGCAUGAUACAAUUUUCAUGCGCAUGUGGAAAGAAGUCAAAGUUCCUGGUUUCUUCAACCCAUUCAUACAAAUGACUGGGUUAUCACACAGGCCCGAUGAAUUCCCGAAAGGAGUGUUAUUCAAACAUGAAACUGAUGGAGAGUCGCCCACAGAACGACGUAUGGUGGCCUUUGUUGAGGGAGAGCCUAGCUUCCAAGACCUAACUAUUGCCAAGGAAUUUGAGUUGUAUCAUUGUAAUAAAGAGGAGCAGAAGGAAUUCAAGAGACAUCCAAUGCUGGUGAUGAUUCCAAAGGAAGAAGAGAUGUUAGAAAUACAUGAGAGAGGGGAGAUUACAAAGAAACACCAAACAAAGCCAUGGACUCCCGACUGUCCUGUAGACGACCGGGUCUUGAAUUGCGCAAUGAGUCUAUAUGGAAAAGUUCCAACUUAUUUUACCUUCUUCCGACCACGUAAUCAAAUUAAAUAUAAGAAUUAGAAUAUAUCCUAAUCUUAUAAUGUAUUUGCUCCAUGUUGUUUAGGAGUACUAGCUAAUUAUAUUUCAUAUUAAAAAGAGAUCUCUUGGAGUGCAUACAAUAAUCAAUUUGGUUAAUGUUAUAAAUUAUCUGUACCUAUGUACUAAACGGUAGCAAUAGGUACUAUGCUAUUCUACCAAGUAAAAGGCUAAGACUAAAGGCAUGCCCUUCGGCAUAUUUAAUUA
Molecule: messenger RNA, 3291 nt
Organism: Papaver somniferum (opium poppy)
Lineage: Eukaryota; Viridiplantae; Streptophyta; Magnoliopsida; Ranunculales; Papaveraceae
Exons: 19
Coding region: 34-3069 (1011 amino acids)
Biological process (GO): maturation of SSU-rRNA from tricistronic rRNA transcript (SSU-rRNA, 5.8S rRNA, LSU-rRNA); endonucleolytic cleavage of tricistronic rRNA transcript (SSU-rRNA, 5.8S rRNA, LSU-rRNA); ribosome biogenesis
Cellular component (GO): nucleus; 90S preribosome
Molecular function (GO): GTP binding; GTPase activity; U3 snoRNA binding
Source: RefSeq, a predicted model, not a curated record